CUCAAACGUUUUCACUGAGCUCAGUAAAUAUAAAUCCUACCAAAAGGACUUUUUUCACUUUAGCUUCAAAUGAUUUGAAGUUAGCUGAAGAAAAAUCUACGGGUCGAGCAUAGCCAUGGCGGCUGAGCAAGAACUCGACAUCUCAAACCGUUCGUGGCUUCAUAUGAUAUCUGCUUUCCGCGCCUUGGAACCGCCCGAUGCCGUGAUUUCCAUUGCCAGGGAGUUAGGCGGAGGUUCAGUCACGGAGAGUGUUCAGAGCUGCAUAUGGCGCCACUGUAUAAGCAAAGCUGACUUGAAGUGGCAGGGCCCUUAUUUGAAAAGAUUCCUCAAGAAACUAAUAUUCGAAAUCGAAUCGGAUGGUGGCCUAGUUUUGGAUGAAUUGUAUGAACAAUAUGCUUCAUAUAUGAUUUCUUUGCAGGAUAAUGAGGCCAAUCAAGGGAACUCGAGAGUAUUGAAAACAAUCUCAUUUCUUUUCCCUAAUGGAGAUUCGUCUGGAUUUGAAAGUUGCCCAGAGAACUUAGAAGUUCCACUGAGGUGUUCUGUGAACAUGCUGGAAGGUGAUACUGGGUGCUCUAUUUGGCCAUCAAGUCUUUUCCUGUCAGAAUUUAUACUUUCUUUCCCAGAACUAUUCGCAAAUAAGUGUUGCUUUGAGUUUGGCUCCGGGGUGGGAUUGGUUGGUGUCUGUCUCUCUUAUGUGAAAGCAUCUAAGGUAAUACUAAGUGAUGGCGACUUGUCAACUUUAGCCAAUAUGAAGGUUAACUUGGAACUCAAUCACUUGAGCCCAACAAAUCAUCCAUUAGGCAACCAUUUACAUCAUCAUAUGAUGAUCUCGAUUAUUUUGCUCCUGACUUUAGGAGCAGACAUCAUUUACGACCCUUCAUAUCUUCCUCAUCUCGUUCGGGUGCUGGCUGUCCUUUUGAAAAACAAUCAUUCAAAUUCUGAAACUAACAAUGGUAGAGAAUUUUACUCUCCCCAAGAAGGAAAAACGACACAACGUGUUUUGCCAAAUGGUGGACUUGGCCGUGUCGCGUAUUUUGCCUCGGUGAUUCGUAAUAUCGACACCUUCAAUUGUUUUGUUGAGCUGGCCGAAGGGGCGAAUCUUGUGGUCACGGACCUCACCGAAAAUGUUCGGGUGUCGAGUUUUCUUCCGUACUUGAGAUCGUAUGCUCGGUCUACUAUAAGGCUAUUCCGAAUUCAUAGGUAAAACUUGUGUGUUGUAUCAUUGAUGUUCAUGGUAGACUGUAAUUCCUAUACAUCUUCAACAAAAUAACAGAUAGAAAAAUGGAUAUCCAGAAAUGAGUUGGAUUGGAUUAAUUUUUUUUUUAUUUAAUUGUUGGUUAUAUGAUGUUUUUCAAUCCGUGUUCUAAAAAUCGAGUGGUGCCUAGAUGCUAGAUGGUACCCGAGCGCUAGGGCUGCAAAUGAGCCGCUCGCGAG
This is a messenger RNA of Striga asiatica, 1434 nucleotides long. Lineage: Eukaryota; Viridiplantae; Streptophyta; Magnoliopsida; Lamiales; Orobanchaceae. The record is from the annotation of a GenBank genome assembly.